GGCGCUGCGGGCGGCCACGCGCGAUAUGUCACUUUGUUCGAGGUGUCUUACGCAAUGAAUGGGGUUUUCGCGCGAAACCGGCGAGUGCGAGGAUGAGACGACCGCUCGUGGAGAUGAAGCGACUCCUGCGGCCUAGGCUGGUCACCUUCGACGUGACGGGGACCCUCCUGAUGACCGCCCUCGAGGAACACUACGCGGAGGUCGGGCUGCAGCACGGGUUGCCGGUCCUCGACCGUGAGAAAUUGGCGCGGAGUUUCAAAGCAAACUACAAGAAGCUCAGCACCGAGCACCCGAUCUACGGUCUGCACACGGGCCUCGGAUGGGAGAACUGGUGGCGGACCAUAGUCUUUAACGUCUUCAAGGAGCAGAACCGAAACGCCUGCGAUACUGCCCUCGGAAAGGUUGCAGACAGCCUGAUAGAGUGCUACAGCACGAAUAGGUGCUGGCAGGCGUAUCCAGGAGCCGUGGAUUUGUUGGAGUACUUGAAGAGCCGGGGAGUCAUCCUGGGCGUCAUAUCGAACUUCGACGAGAGGCUGGACGCCGUCCUGGUGGACACCGAGAUCAGAUCGUACUUCUCCUUCGUGCUGUCUUCGUACAUCCUGGGGGUCGAGAAACCGCACCCAACCAUUUUCGAGGAGGCUCUGAAACGUUCGAAAAUCCAACAUGGCGUGACGAUCUCGCCCGAAGAGGCGGUCCACAUAGGUGACCACGUGGAGGCCGAUUAUUUCGGAGCGAAGAGAGCCGACUGGAACGCGAUUCUGAUAAUGCGCGAGGAGGACGAGUCCUGGAGGAAGGACGGCGUGCUCGAGAAGGACGUCUUCGGGAGCCUCGACGAGCUGCAGACACAUUUCAGAGACGUCCUGAACGAGAAAGCCUCCGAUGCCUAACUGAACCGAUGGUGCGCAGAAUCGGUCCUGGCCUUGGCCUCCUGAAAACUGGAAAACCGAGACCAGGACGAAGACUUUGCUCGUCACCAGGCUCGAGAUCAACUGCAACAUCCUCGAGAUCCCUCGUUACCCUUAGAGCGAUAAGGCGAUAGUAUUAUCCCGACCUUAAGAAGGUCUGUAAAUUACCAACCGAGAUAAUUAAUGUCGUGGCACGUAACAUGUUAUGUACAGUGAGCUAAUAAUAGAUUAUUUUUCCAUAA
Messenger RNA from Orussus abietinus, 1147 nucleotides. RefSeq names its product rhythmically expressed gene 2 protein-like. The record is from RefSeq and is a predicted model, not a curated record. Bases 93 to 887 code for a protein of 264 amino acids. Lineage: Eukaryota; Metazoa; Arthropoda; Insecta; Hymenoptera; Orussidae. The transcript is spliced from 2 exons.